AUGGAGACUGGCAAGCCAGUAUGUGCUCCAGUGCACAUCAGCUCCGCCGCAGCGCAGACAGAGAAAAGGAUGGAUGUCCAGGCCCCGCUGACGGCUGUUUACAUCCACACCGUGCCUGCUCUACCAGCGCAGCCUUUCCCACAGCUUCCUGCUGCUGCACAGGAACCAGCCACACUCCAUCUGGCCAUGCCACCGCUCUACUCCAAGGAGACUCUUCCCUUUUUGACACUCCACAUUGCUGGUGGGCUGCAGUCUCCGCCAGGGCUGAGUCCGGCAGCUGCUGCUCCAACAGCCAGACCCAAAUCGGCAGGAAAACAUGUUUGUCCUCACUGCGGACGGGACUGUAUGAAGCCCAGUGUGCUGGAGAAACAUCUCCGCUGCCACACAGGGGAGCGGCCCUACCCCUGCACCACUUGCGGAGUUUCUUUUAAGACUCAGAGCAACCUCUACAAACAUAAACGUACUCAGGCUCAUGCCCGCCUCUCAUCCGAGUCAGAGCAGAGCAGCCUGGGCAGCCUGGGCAGCCUGGACAGCAUGUCCAGCUCAAGAGAGACUCAUUCCUCCAGUCUGUCUCUGGAUGAGCACAGUGAGGAGUCAGGAAGCAUGGAGAAGGAUGGCACACUACCUGCUGCUGAGAUUACCUGUCCAGCCAAUACUACAAGGGUCUUCUCUGUAACGACACAUGGCUCUGUCUGUGAGCAGAGAGACUUGACCCCUGCAGGUCAUACAACAGAUUCAAAUGAAAGUGCAAAGGUAAGAAAAGUAGAGGAGAACCUGAGAAUGGAAAAUGAACAACCUCCUUCGACUGUUGGUCGACAUCUUCCACUUCAGAGACAAAAGGCCACUCUGUUCUCCAAGCAGUGGGAGAGCUCUGUAUCCAGAGGAAAAUCACAGAACCACGAGAGCACAGACUCAGGUUUCAGCGAGAGCAGUGACCACUACCCAAGCCCUGGCAGUGUUUUACCUGACCACAGUCUGGAUUCUCUCACUGAAUCUAAUAAAGAGCAUCUUGAGGAAACAACAAACAUACACAAGUCUUCAGUGCAAGGUGCACAGGAGCCCAACGACACUGCAAGGAAGCAGGAGCAGAAGACACUGGAGGAGCGCAUAUCUAAGCUGAUUUCGGAGAACAACGCUGUUGUGGAGGACAAACAGCUGGAGAAUGUAAGGCCUCGGAAGACUGUUCUUUCAAAGCAGGGUAGCAUUGACCUCCCUAUGCCAUACACAUACAAGGACUCCUUUCACUUUGACAUGAAGAUCAGUAGGACUCCGAAUAUUGGGUUGCAAAGAAACAGGAAGCCUGGACUAUACAGCUCUGUGCCCACUCAGCACUCCACCACCAUGGAGCAUGCCCCCUUAACCCGCAGCCACUCCCUCCCCUUCAGCGUGGCCCUCCUGCAGCCUGAGAAGAGCAGCUCAGCCUCGUCCUAUCAGAGCAAUUAUGUAACACUGUGUCGCAGGGGAAGCUCUGGCCAGAUCAACCCAGCAGGUUCUGCAAUCAAGCCUGUGAACCAACAGUCAUCCACCCACCGGCCACUGGUCAGACAGACAGCCGUUGACUGCAACCACGCAACAGACGGUCUCUUCAUGAAUUCAUCUGUGGAGGAGGCGAGCACCGGCAGUCUCAGCUGCGAUGGGGACAUUUGUGGAGAGCCAAGCAACAGAAAGUUCCGGAGGAAGAAAGCUCAGAAGUUUGCCUACAACAAGUGGUACAUGUACGGGGGCGGGACAUUUAAGAAGCUCUACAACACAGAGAAAAGUGGUGAUAACAGUGUUGUCAAAGGCAGGAAAUGUAUGAACACAGAGAAUGAGGCUUUUCUGGCCCCACAAAAAAAGCUUUCAUCAGUUCAUAAGGAGAUACCAACAACAGGCUCAGCGAUAAACAUCCCGAGCAGCAGGGCAAAUAUGUGCCACCCAGGCUGCCCUCCUGCCAAGUCAUCCCCUGGCUCUACUAUGGAUGUUAAUGUAAGAACCACCCAGCUGUAUUCACUGUGCAGCUCUGUCAAGACUCCAAUCCAGAGAAACCUGUCUUUGUCAAUACUGCCAUUACCUUCAGCUGGAUCAUUUGUUAGCCACCACGCAGACAGCAUGAGCACCACAGGGGCUGGGACUAAAGAAGAAAAACACACUGAUUCCAUCUCCGAGCUCUGUGGAGCCCAUGUUCCCUCUAAUAGGAAAAAGCAGAGAACUGAUGAUGAAUCAAUUUGCCAACUUGAGACGGAGACCGCCCCAAACACACUGACUCACCCUCCUCCCUCUUUCACUGGCAGUGCACUUCGGCAGGAUACACACUUCAGUUAUGUCAACCUCCAAAAAACCCCAAACUACACUCAACUCAAAGGAGCUCUCUUCUCACCAUGCAUAAUCAAUGCAAAUGCACCAUCGGUUAGCAACUUGCCUGUCACUUCCAUCCCCUCAGCUGUCAAGACCAGCUUCCUGCCCAAGUACCAGCUCAAGUUGCCUAAUGCUGCAGAAUCUGAAUCAAAUGCUGCGCUGCAUGUUGCGGAUAAACCGAUAGGAACUGACACGACCUUCACCUCUACUCUUUCAUCUUCUCAAAGCGAGCAGAGCUCACCUUCAGUAUCAACUACUGAAAUCAAAUCAAGUGAUCCCGUCACAUCAGCGUUGAUGAUAACUGCUGAUUCCAAAAAAACGAGUGCUCUCAAUUCCACACAAGCCCAGCUUUUCUUGCCUUGCACAGCUGCAACAUUGUUUCAAGCUGAAACAACAAGAUUCAAUGACAAUUUGACAUCUAGUCUCCCUGUGGUGCACAAUCAACUUGCAGCAACCACAAUAACCACAGCCUGCCGACAUGAUAACCAGGAAGGAUUAUGCAGCACAUCAAUACAGCCCUCGAAAUCUGCAACUGUGCAGUUACCCACAGCACCUGUGGUUGGAAACUUCCCUGCUCUACCCACCAUAAGCACAGAAAACAAUCAGACAUCUGCUGCUUCCAGUACAACCAUCUUACAAUGUCAACGUAACUCUAACCUUCCUCCCUCACACUUACAACUCUUGCCAGAGUCAGACCAGUUGAACCUUGUAGACAGAGCAUUUACCGGCCCAAACACCCCAAAAGUACCAUGUCACAUCAUACCAUUUGAUCAGGUGCAACCAGCAGGUCAGAAUGUGUUUCAUGUUCACACAGCAGAUCUCCAGAUCUGCCUUCAGAUCAUAUCCGACGAGCAGCUGGCUCUCAUUGAACCGCAGAUUGAGCGUCAUGAGAACAGCAGCCUCUCACAGAGAUGUGACAUGAAAGCACAGGCCGCAGAAGUGAAUAAAGCUCAAAGCUCUGUUGCCACGGAAAGUAACAAUGACGGAACGGCCCAUCGACUGCAGGGAAAUCAUAAGGAGUUGGACCAAAAUGAAUCUUUACCCACACUUAAUGUGGAGAGAAUAAAACCACUGACUGCCCACACGACUGAACACAGAAAUUCCAGUCAGGCUACACUAUCAGCUGUACCUAAGCCUCCUGAAUCUCUGGGCUUGACAUUACACCCACACAAAUGCGGUCAUGUAAACACGGCCACAGAGACUCUGAGCUCUGUUAGUGAUGUUAUGUCAACUGCUGCUGUACUGUCAGGAAGAAACCAAACUUCAGAGGAGGAACGUGCCCUUUCUCUGAACCCGUUGCCUGAAGAACAACCUUUCCUGGACAGCUGGGUCAGUCAAGGUGGACUGGUUUUGCAAACACUAUCUGGUGUUUCUCCCAAUUCAGUAAAUCAGAAGAGAAAAAGUGAAAUACUGGGCAAAGACACACAACAAAAACCUAAAAAUCAAGGAGCCUCAUUUGAUGCAAGCAUAAUGAAAACCAAGUGUGAAGCCUCUGAAUACAGAAGCAGCAGGUUAGAAAGUGGAGAAGCACCCUGCUCUAUGCAGGUUAAGUUCGAUAAGGCCAGUGCUGAUAAACUGUCUGGGUCAGUGUCAGCGUUUUCUAUCAAUAAUUGCAAAGCUCCAAGAAAGUUGAACCCACAUGCAUCCAUCUGCUGCAGCAAACCAUCAGACCCAACAUUAUCAGAGACCGUGAAUCCAUCCAAACAUGAAAACACAGGUUGUGAUGGGGUGGGACCUUCGGACAAUUCUCUCACUUUACCAGAAAAGACUCUCUGUGAUUCACAGGAUGUAAUCAGCUUAGCCCACUCACAAAAACUGUUUACAUCAGUGUCUUCUAACAUCCAUGUGGAAAGAACCAAAGACAUCCCAGCUGUGCUCACAAGUAUUCAGAGCCCUACUGCAGGGAUUAUGGAGGGAGACUUCCUGAUGGGAUGUGAGGUUCAGAAGGAGCCACAGAAAGAGGGGCAUGCAGGUAUACCCGGGCAGUCAGACUGCACAGAGUGGAGACCAAAACCGAGCCAAGGGGCUGGAGAGACAAUCGACCAAAGAAUAGAUGGGCAGAGCGGUGGAGGAGUGAUGAGAGAGGAUAAGAACGGAGGAAUCAAGGCAGACCAGGUCCCUAGACAGCUGGCCAACACGGACUCAAACUGCAGAUACACAGCUUUACCACACAUGACAAAGCCAGAGGGAGAAGACACAGAGUUCAAGGUGGAUUCCUUUAAAAACUCUUGGCUAUCUGAGGAGCAUCUUCAGCAUCUUUCCCAGACGCACUCAGGAAUGUCUGAGUAUCCUCCACAGAGCCCUCAGCAAGCUCUGAGCACGUCAAAUAACAUUCAUUUAGCAGCCAGCGGCAGUCAGACUAGCCUUCUCAAUUCUCCACAGCCCCCACUGGAAAUUAACAACUUUUAUUUCUCACAACAACACUGGGAAAGCAGCACCGCCCAUACCCAACAAACACAGACCUACUGCGAGUCAAAAUCCACUAAACUUAUCAAAACACAGGCCCCAUUAAAAGAGUCACAACAUGCUUUUUCACAAAUCACUCAGCAAUCAAUAUUUUCACUCCAGGAAAAGCAGACCCUAUCCGUACAGCAAGGAAACACUGCAGGUAACAGCAGCACAGCAGUAGACCAUUCUACUGAGGUAACAUUAGGAAGUAACAAAACCCCAGGUCUCUUGACAGAUAUCAAAACCUCAUGCGCCACACACCACUGCCAAGUCUCUCAUUCCCUGCAAGUCAGUCAAGCUUCAGCUGGAUGGAUGGGAAACACUUACACGUCAAACACCAAUAUGCUGGGUUAUAAUGCCGGGGCCCCAUUAAAUCCCUUUACAUACCAAGAGCCUGAGCUGGAUACCAAGGAUCAAGCACCACAUGAGUACAGAACACACAGCAGUAACUCUGGGAGAACUGACAUGACCAACAAAUACCAGUCUUUUUUCUUGGCUGCUCAGCUUCAAGGGUACCAGCCAGCUGAGAGUCUGACUGCUGGAGUGAGGCCUGUGCAGAGCUGCCAGGACUUUUCAGAAGACACCAGCAGCAGUGAUGAUGAAGGAAAGCUUAUCAUUGAGCUUUAGGGGACAUGUGAACAUACACUGAUGUCAUUUCAUUUUCAUUUGCUGUAGAUUUUUAUGUUUCCCAUGCAAAUCUGCUGUGGAGGCAGAGAAACUGAUGGCUAAGUUAAAGGGAUAGUUCACACAAAAAUGAAACUUCACUCAUUGUUUACUCACCACUGAAUUCCAAUAGAACUGAGGUAAAUGGUAACCCUUUUUCCAAAGUAAAAAAACAAACAAAAAAACCCAUAAAUGCCUCCUGUGGUGUCAUCCAAGUGUCCGUAAGCCAUGUAACACCAUGUUUUUAGUCUAAAUGGCUGCUGUUAUCCCCCUCUGGAGCCACGUUCAUGCGUGGAUCACAGAGGACAGGCAAAAUAAAUGGUGUAGAUUACCUCAUAUCGAGUCAAAUUUGAAUGUCUGGGCUUACGGACACUUGGGUGAAACCACAGGAGCAGUAUGGAGGAAUUUUAUAUCUUUCUCUGUUGUUUUUUUACUUUUCAAUAAGUGGUCAGCAUUUACUUCAAUUGUAUUCAAUUUGGCUGCAACACCGUUUACCCAUGAAACUCAAACUCUUCACCCACCCCUCCGUCAGCAUAGCGGUGAGUAGAUAAUGAGUGAAUUUUCAUUUUUUGGUCAACUAUCACUUUCACGGAAG
Molecule: messenger RNA, 6040 nt
Organism: Paralichthys olivaceus (Japanese flounder)
Lineage: Eukaryota; Metazoa; Chordata; Actinopteri; Pleuronectiformes; Paralichthyidae
Gene: znf831
Product: zinc finger protein 831
Source: RefSeq, a predicted model, not a curated record